Molecule: messenger RNA, 4073 nt
Organism: Choloepus didactylus (southern two-toed sloth)
Lineage: Eukaryota; Metazoa; Chordata; Mammalia; Pilosa; Megalonychidae
Gene: PRRG4
Product: proline rich and Gla domain 4
Exons: 6
Coding region: 470-1156 (228 amino acids)
Cellular component (GO): extracellular region
Molecular function (GO): calcium ion binding
Source: RefSeq, a predicted model, not a curated record
AGACUGGGGUAGGAAUUCUUGUCGUGCGCCUCACCCGGCUGGCCCGAGCGCGCCGCCGCAGACCCCAGACGCUUCCUCCUCCCGAGCGCGGGGGCCACCUACCCGUGCGGAGAGCAAGGCCGGGAGGGUCGCUGAGAUUGAGGGUGUGACUCCGGAGAUCGGGGGCCUGGCGGACGCAGGGACCACCCAGCGACGUGGCUCCGGCCCGGGGGCUCCUGGAAUAUGUGUCCGGGGCUGCAAGUGCGAGGCCAGGCUCCCUGAAGACCGAGUUGGAUUCGAAUGCAAAGUGGGGCGGCUCCCGCGGUGCCGGCGUGACCCGCGGCAGAGUCCCAGCGCGCGGCACUUGUCCCCAGGCACCCUUGGGGGCCGCUUUCCUGGCGCGGGUCGGGAUCCGGUGGCCGACACCGCGCGCGGGGCGCAGUCGCGCUGUGGCUUUCAGCACAACAGUUUGUUUGACAGUUGCCAGAUUAUGUUUACGUUUCUGGUUGUAUUCUGCCAGCUGCCCAUAGUUACCUUCGCGUUUCCUCAUUGCACGAGAAGUUCAAGGGAUACUAGGCAUGCGGGAGAAGAAGUUUUUACAUCAAAGGAGGAUGCAAACUCUUUCAUACAACGACAUCUUCUAUAUAAUAGAUUUGAUAUGGAACUCUUCACUCCUGGUGACCUAGAAAGAGAGUGCAAUGAAGAACUUUGUAAUUAUGAGGAAGCUAGAGAGAUUUUUAUGGAUGAAGAUAAAACGUUGACAUUUUGGCAAGGCUAUUCGAUUAAAGGACCAACCACAAAAUCAGAUGUUAACAGAGAGAAAAUUAAUGCUUUGGGCCUUUUGACUGGAUUAAUUGCUGCUGGAGUAUUUUUGGUUUUCUGUGGAUUAUUUGGUUACCAUCUUUGUAUCACUAAGUGUAAGAGACAACAGCAUCCAGGUUCUUCAGCGGUCUAUGUAAGGGACGAAGAGCACCCUCCCUCCAUCGUUUUCGGAAUACCUGAGGAGCCUGUCUUAUCCCCAUUGCCAUCUUAUGUGGAAGACUCAGAAUUACCUUCUUAUGAACAGGCAGUGGCACUGACCAGAAAACACGAUGUUUCACCACCACCACCACCAUAUCCUGGCCCAGAAAAAGAGCUUAGGGUAUUUAAAAAGUCUGUGUCACUCCCAUCUCACUAAGCCCACUUGCCAUCUUGGUUGUAUAGGAAAUUCAUGUGUUUUGAAUGUUUGUUCUCUCCAAAUCAAAAAAGAUUCAGCCAUUUAUGACAAACUGCAGGGAGCAAAGGAAGAAUAAGCACAUGUAUUACACCACAGAAUUCUGUCUACCUCUUGCAACUGAAUUUGAUCAUUAUCGUCUUGAUGGAACCUUUGAUUCCAUCUCUUUGCAGUUGAGAAAGCACUUUUUUGUAAUGUUUGUUUUAAUUGUUAAAAAGAAUCUGUGUUAUUGAUGGCAUAAUUAGAACUGGUUAACUAUUUUUAUCCUUUUGUACAGAUAAAGGUUGUAGAUUUCUUAUAUUAAAUAUGAAAAAAUAUAAGAAUUUCUAAUCGUUAAAGUAUCCCAGUCAUGAUAUUGGACCUAUUUAUUAGGAUUCCUUUUUGAUUGGGAAUACUUCACAGAAUUUGACAUUUCAGUACAAAUUGGUGGCCUUAACAUAAUCACUUUGUUUUAUAUUUUAAAUUAUUGUAUAUCAUUCACCAUACUUUUCAUAGUUUUAGUUAACUCUUGCUGUCACUCAUAUUUCAUUAUUGGAAGUACAGUUAGUGGUUUUUAAAAAAAAAAUACUACUUGCUAUGGAGUUAAUUCUUCAGAGGGCAUAAGGUUGCAAUGGCAAGGACUUGCACGGGUUGCUGUUCUAAGCAAAUAAAUUAUCAUCUCAGAAUCUAGGAAUGACUAGGACUUGAUAAAGUUGCCCAUGUUAUUAAUGAGUAGAUACACCCAUCUUCAUAGCUAAAUUGUCUAUAUAUAACUACAUGUAAUUAUUUAUCUUGAAAAUUAGUUGAGCUCUAUAAAUAAUAGUCUGACAACCUGGAUAAAGUAAGUGACUUUUCUGCUAUUAAAAUAAUAUUGAUUAAAGUUACCAGCAACCUCUUCCAUCUGUUAAUAUGUCUAACACAAAAGAAAAACAUUAUAAUUGUUUUAACUCAUACUUUGUCUAUUCUUCCAAUCUUGUUUAUUAAUCAGUCUCUCCUUAAGAAUGCAGAGGAAUAUGACCUAUAAACCUCUAGAGUAGUAUGCAUGUGCAUGAAGUUAUGUCGGUAGGUGUGUGUGUAUAUAUGAAUUUGUUCCUUCUUUGCAGGAGAUCCAGAAGUUACAUACUCCUGAGAAAUAGAAUAGAAAAUUCUGUCCUUUAUGUUUUUGCCAGGCAUUGCAUUUUCCUGUUAUUAAAGAUCAUUUAUACAAUUUUAUUUUUUUUUGUAAUUUUUAAAGCAGUGAGACUGCAACCCAUGUGCAUCUGAUUAUUCCUUCCAAACUAAAUGUUUGAAAGUAUAAAUCAUAUUACAAUGCAUGCAUGAGUGCGUGUGUUCCUCUUUUAAGACAGCACGAUCUUAAGGCAGAUAAAAGUAAGAUCUUAAUCAUAGACUGCCAAAAACAUUAUCCUUUUAUUCUCAGAAUCUGUUCAGUUACAUGUUCAGUAAAUCAUCUAGCAACAUUUAGAUUUAAUUAGAAAAAGUGUGUUUUUUUUCUGAGCCACCCACAUUACCUAUAAAAAUUGUUAUUUAUCAUAGUCUUUUCAUAAGCACUUUUUCUCAUGUAACUUUGCACUUUGCACUUAUUUUAAUCCUCCUUAAAAGGUCAAAGGCAAACUCUACUUUACUUACCUUGUAAUAAUCAGACUAAAGCAUAGAAGGAUAACUUGCCCCAAAUUAAACUUGGUGAGAGCUGUGUUUAGAAUGAAUGAGCACUUGUUUAGUCCCAUUUUGUGACUAUAGAGUUGCACUGUCUCAGAUUAUGAAAUCUGUGGAUCUUGUUACUUAAGUCUAAGACUGUGAAAUAAAUUUACAAGCAUUUGUCACAUACACAUACAUGUAUAUAUUUACAUAUAUAUGAGUACAACAUAUUUUAAGACUGAUAGAAAUAUAGGAUAUGGAUGUAAUAGAAAUAUAAGAUAUAGAUAUAUCUUUUACUGAAUCAUAAUUUGAAAAACUGCCUGAACGCCUCUACUCCCAUUGACUCAUUUGUGAGCCUAAUUGAAAAGCCAGUUUCAGAACCUGUGACACACCGCUUCCAACAGCAGCCUAGAUUUGUCAUCUGCCGUCAUUCAGUGUAAACUUGUUACUCUAACUUGAAUCAGUCUAGAAUUCAUCAUGAAGAUUGCAAAAUCACUGGUAUUUGUAGAGAUCCUGUGUCGAGUUCAUGAUACUUUAAAUUUUAAAGGGAAAAUGUGAUUUAAUCAUAAUUGACAAAUGUUUAUAUUGAUUGAACAGAAAAUACCGCAAUAUAAAAUAAUUGAUAUAUAUCUGUUUUUCAUUCAUUUUUUUCUGUUCCUCUUGUACUUUUAGUGAUGGAGUUUUAUUUUGUUUGAUCUGUUGUUUAUGCUCCUUCCCCUAAGCAAUUGAUUAGUAUUAACCAUUAAAUUGAUUUCAAUUCAAGGUUUUAUAUACAAUUAGAUCAGUUUUCACCUCUAUUAAAAUCAGAAAAUGAAUGUAAUAUGGGUAUGAAAAGGGGAUAUGAUUGAAAAAGAAGACAAAUACACAUUUAUAAUAUUAUACUUUCAGUAAGAUAGAUAAUUCUGCAUAGAAUAUUCUCUUUUCAAAAGGAAAAAAUUAAAGAGAGCACAGACUCCAUGACUCUGUCAAAGUUUGGCAUCUGUUAAUAAAGCGCCCUCACAGUGAAUACAUGAAGAGGGGUGAAACCUCUCACAACAAUUAAAAACUAUAGAACAACAGUGCCCAUGUCUUCAGUUUCCUGUUUGCCUCUGAACUUCUAAUCCAUUUUUUCCAUUUCUCAGAUAAUUUUUGCAUACUUUUCCUGUAUGUACAAGAGAAUUUUUUAAUGCCCCAAGAUUUGUUAAUACUUAAAAGCUUGAUUUCAUAUUAUUCAUGUUGUUUUGUUUUCAUUGGAUGUGAAUUAAAAUUUUAUUAGUUGUUGCUUUGA